This is a messenger RNA of Nematocida parisii ERTm1, 488 nucleotides long. RefSeq lists its product as uncharacterized. Lineage: Eukaryota; Fungi; Microsporidia. The transcript has a single exon. The coding region runs from base 1 to 471 and encodes 156 amino acids. The record is from RefSeq and is a predicted model, not a curated record.
AUGCUAGGAAAUUCAGAACAAAAAAAUCUGUUGUGUCUAUAUUACAGCCCCAGCGAAUAUUUGAAAAUAGCAAUUUAUUUUAUUUUCUUUUACUACCCCAGAAUGAAAUUCGGAGUUUGCAGUUUUAGUGGACACGCCAUCCACAGAGGAAAAGGAAGAAUAUUGGUACGCCCAAACGGAGCAACCUUUUUGCUCUCAAAGAAAAAGUGCAGAAGCCACUUACAGAUGGGAAUGAACCCAAAGAAGAUUGGCUGGACACUUGCCUCAAGAAUCAUUAGAAAGAAGGCAGUGGCAUUCAAGUCAUCCAGCGUAACCGUACCAAAGGUAGCCAAGUCAGUAAGAGCAUUUGUUGGUCUUUCAUUAAGCGACUUAAAGAGCAAGAUGGAGAGCAGCACAGGAGAAGCCCCUGCUAAGUCUGGAUCUGUGAGAUUCACUAAAAGAGACAAGAUAAGAAGCAUAGCAAAGAAAUAAAUAAUAUGAGUACUUAC